Messenger RNA from Closterium sp. NIES-67, 3766 nucleotides. NCBI's taxonomy places the organism in Eukaryota, Viridiplantae, Streptophyta, Zygnematophyceae, Desmidiales, Closteriaceae. The record is from the annotation of a GenBank genome assembly.
UUACCAGUUGUGCCACGAGACAGGAUCAGCCUCAAACCUUGGUCUGUCCAAGACCCUCUCCCCCGUGCACUUCUGCCGCAACCUGUGCAAGGAAGAUAUGAUCCACAACGGAGCCCUCCCAGCCAUCCACGUGGACCCUGAGACCUACCAGGUCACUGCUGACGGGGUGCCGCUGACGUGUGCGCCAGCUGGCGAGCUGCCACUGGCCCAGAGCUACUUCCUCUUCUAAGGGAGAAGGGGAGCGGGUAGGGGGGGGGAACGGGUAGGGGAGCGUUGGUGUGGUUUAGAGAAGUAGAUAGAGAGUAAGGGAUUGGGAGGGGUAGUAGAGUAGAGGACAGCCUUUUAGUGGAGGUGUGAGAGUACGGGGGAGGUAGAGUGGGAUAGGUGAGGAAAGUUGAGUAAGAAGGAAACAUAUGCGCAGUAGGAUCGUUCGAUUCCUUGAGGCGUUCCUGACCCUCUUCUGAGUGUGCCGUUCUGGACGAAAGGCCCUAGUUUGUGGCUGACUAAGGCAGCCAGGGGAACAAGUUCGUAUAGCAAGCAACAUGGAGCGUCAACAGCAGCAGCAGCAGCAGCAGCAGCAGCAGCAGGGGGCAGCUACUCCUACCCUCCCAUCCGACUGGGCGGUGUGGCAGCUGCUGGACUCGCUGCUCCCAGCUGGCGGUUUUGCCCACUCGCUGGGUCUCGAAGCAGCGGCCAGGGCUGGCUUUCUUGCUGGUGGGGCAGGCAGAGGGGGAGGCAGAAGCAGCGCUGGGGAAGGUGGGGGUGGAGGUAGUAGCAGCGGUGGGGCAGGUGGGGGUGGAGGUAGUAGCAGCGGUGGGGCAGGUGGGGUGGAGGUAGUAGCAGCGGUGGGGCAGGUGGGGGUGGAGGUAGUAGCAGCGGUGGGGCAGGUGGGGGUGGAGGUAGUAGCAGCGGUGGGGCAGGUGGGGGUGGAGGUAGUAGCAGCGGUGGGGCAGGUGGGGGUGGAGGUAGUAGCAGCGGUGGGGCAGGUGGGGGUGGAGGUAGUAGCAGCGGUGGGGCAGGUGGGGGUGGAGGUAGUAGCAGCGGUGGGGCAGGUGGGGGUGGAGGUAGUAGCAGCGGUGGGGCAGGUGGGGGUGGAGGUAGUAGCAGCGGUGGGGCAGGUGGGGGUGGAGGUAGUAGCAGUGGUGGUGGUGGGGCAGGUGGGGGUGGAGGUGGCAGUGAUAUGGUGGCGUCGCUGCAAGGGUUUGUGCUGACGGCUGUGCAUGCCAACGCGGCCCUGCUGCUGCCCUUCGUUGCCACGGCACAUGGCAUUGCUAGUGCUAGCAAGGAUGCCAGGGGGCAGGGGACUGCAGCUGCAGCAGCUGCAGUGUCAAAACCAGCAGAAGUCGCACCAGAAACAACAGUGGCAGGAACAACAGCAGCACGAGUAGCAGCUGGAGCAGCAUUCGGUCGUGAUUGGCCCAGGGAUAGCGCCUCCUUCUCUUUUGACGAGCCGGUUCUCCAACCAAUAGUGGAGCGACACGUGGCACGUGGCGCGUUUGGUGAUGCGCUGGCAGCAGCCGACAGCUGCCUGAACGCCAUGCUGGCGAAUGAUGUGGCACGCAAGGUCUCUCUCUCCCAGGGCUCGGCUCUCCUGCGCGUGGCCAGCACUGUCUUCCCAGAGGCCUCUCCCCUGCUCUCGAUCUAUCGCACGAGGACACGUCAGCACGCCACACAACCCAGUCAACCGAGUCAAAGCACGUCCUCUCCUCGUGCCUACGGGCAUCAUGCGGUGGUGUUCGGUGCGCUGUGCGGGUGUAUGGCCAUCCCCCUGCCCUCCGCCCUGCGUGGCCUCGUCUACUGCGCUCUCAGGGACUGCCUGUCUGCUGCACACGGCUCAACCUGAUUGGCCCGCUGCAAGCUGCGGCGAUCCAGAGGGAGAUGGUGAGAGAUGCGGAGAGGAUAGUGGCGGACGUGGGAGGAGGGGGAGGAAUGGCGGGAGUGGCUGGAGUGGCAGGAGUGGAAGGCGAAGGAGGGCACUUUUGCAUAUCGCAAGAGUUGGAGGGGUCUGGAGUAGGGGCUGUGGAUGCGUGCACUGCCCCCUUGCCCUUGGACGCAGCGUGCCAAGUGAGCCCCAUGGUGGAGAUCAUUCAGGCCGGGCAUGCUGCCCUCACCAGCAGACUCUUCCUCUCGUAAUUACAGCGUUGACCAGCGUUGACCGGUGUUGACCAGUGUUGACCAAGCGUGUCAAGUGAGCUGUAUGGUGCAGAUUAUUCAAGCAGGGCACGCAGCCCGUACUAGCAGACUCUUCCUCUCGUGAGGGGCCGAAUCCAGGCCGUCUCAGGUUGCGAGAUGGAAGAGAGGGAGGCAAAGGAGGAGGGACAAGCUGAUGCGCAGGCUGAGGGGACGGGCGCAGCACAGGGACAGACUAAGGGAGCAACAAAGGGACAGACAGAGAGAUUGACACAAGGUCAGAUGCAGGCCGGUGCAAGUGGAGGGAAGGAAGAGAGUGAGGCGAUGGCGGGGGGACGAGCUGAUGCACAGGCCGAGGGGACGGGCGUGACAGGCGGACAGACGAAGGUAGCAACAGAGGGGCAGAGAGACGGGCAGAGAGUGGGUCAGAGAGGGCAGAGAGGUGGGCAGACACAAGGAGAGAUGCAGGGAGCAGGUAGGGAAGAAGGUGGAAUUCAUCGAUUGGGCAGUGGGCGUGGCAGUGUGCACACAGCGGGGCACGCGGGCGGUAUGGAUUGGACUGGAGUGCUGGUGGUGCAGCUGGUGGGCGGCCGCAGCACAGCAACAAGAAGCUUCUGUCGCUACCCGCUCAAGAUCAUGCUGCCUUCUAAGGUUGCUGCCUCAGGCGUGGACGCAGUGUGGGCGUACAUCAUCACAUACGGGGGCGGCAUAGUGGCGGCGACAGGGUGACUCUAUCCUGUGUGGUGCAGUCAGGCGCCACGGCAGUAUUCGCAUCGCAGGCGUCCACCAAGAUCUUCCACUCCAUGCCGGGCACCCCACCAGCCCGCCAGCUCAUCACCACGUCCAUCCAGCCUGGCGCCUUGCUGGCGGUCCUGCCUGAGCCAAUCACGUGCUUCCGUGCGGCGCAGUAUCAGCAGCUGCAGAGCAUCCACGUGGCACCAGGUGGCAGCCUCGUACUGGUCGACUGGCUGACGAGUGGACGGAGGGACCGAGGGGAGGUUUGGGAGAUGGAGUGUUACGAGAGUUGUAACCGAGUGUACCAGGAGGGAGAGGAGAUUCCUCUAGUCUUCGACAAGGUGAAGCUGUCAGCCAAUGCGGUGGUGCCACCUGGACAGCAGCUUGAAGGGCAUCCAUGUGCUCACGACCAUCAUCAUCCUGGGCCCACGCACAGAGGCUUUACGAGCCCACCUGAAGGCAGCGGUGGCACAAGCAGCAGCUGCAGCGUUCAACCCCAGAAAGAGCCGGAGCUACUCCUCUGCGCCUGCCCCUACUGCCGCCAGUGUCCCUUCUGUUACAUCGGGAGUGCGUGGCCCGUUUGCUCCUAGUGCUACUCCAGAAGCGAGUGCUUCUGCAGUAGCAGGUGGUGCUGUGGAGACUACAGUGUGGGGGUGUUCGUCCGACAUGGGACAUGAUGAUCUUCUUGUUGUGCGUCUAGCUGCUGAAGAUGUUAGUGCCAUGUACCAUUUUCUUGCCACAAACUUAGGGCCACUUAUUCCACAGAUUGGUUGCAACCCUUACACAAACUGAGCCGAUUCGUCCUUGUUUUGUUCGUAGCGAACACUCGAGAAAUUUAUGCACAUUUUCAAGGUCUUGUAAGCAAUGGCUGCUUGGUUAAUGCUGAUGCACGAACUAGGUU